Messenger RNA from Raphanus sativus (radish), 3120 nucleotides. RefSeq lists its product as uncharacterized. Gene Ontology annotation, molecular function: catalytic activity. The record is from RefSeq and is a predicted model, not a curated record. The transcript is spliced from 5 exons. Lineage: Eukaryota; Viridiplantae; Streptophyta; Magnoliopsida; Brassicales; Brassicaceae. The coding region runs from base 1 to 3120 and encodes 1039 amino acids.
AUGUCUGGUUUCUUCUGGAACAUCAGAGGAUUCAAUAAAAAAACUAAACACUCUGUUGUUCGAGAAUGGAUCAGAAGAGGAUCGUUCCAGUUCGGUUGUCUACUGGAGACGAGAGUUAAGGAAGCAAAGGCUAGUCGUAUAGCUGAUUUGGUAUUUGGAGAUUGGUCUUUCCUAUCAAAUUAUGAAAAUAAUAGGCUGGGAAGGAUUUGGAUAGUUUGGAGUCCAAAGGUUCGGGUGACUCCAUUUUUUAAAAGUGGACAAGUUAUAACUUGUGCUAUCUUGCUGGAAGGGAUGACGGAAGAAAUAUUUUGUUCUUUUGUUUAUGCUGCAAACACGGUGGAAGAGAGGAGGGAGUUAUGGCAAGACUUGAAAGCUCAUCAGGACUCGCCAAUUAUUAAAAACAAGCCUUGGUUAAUAUUUGGAGAUUUCAAUGAGAUUCUUGAUGAGAAUGAGCACACUGGUAAUGAAGAAAUGAGUUAUAAUGGAAUGAGAGAAUUCCAGGAAGUAGCCAACUAUGGCUCGUUAAUGGACAUGUCUUAUCAAGGGCCUAAGCUUACUUGGAGCAAUAAAAGGGACAAUGACUUGAUCUGCAAGAAGCUAGACCGAACUUUGAUGAAUGAAGCAUGGAUACAGAGCUUUCCGCAAGCAUAUUGUGUAUUUGAAGCAGGAGGAUGUUCUGACCACUUGCGCUGCCGUAUUGUGAUCAAGGAAGGGACAGUAAAGGUUAGAAAACCUUUUAAGUUUGUAAAUGCAGCAGCAGACCUUCCAGAGAAGCCAAUUCUGCGUAAUCUGAGCAAGGAUCAUAUUGGUGACAUUGUGAAGAAUCUAGAGGAAAAGAUUCUAAGUCAAAAGGCUAAAGUACACUGGCUAGGAAUCGGAGAUGGGAAUAAUAAGCAGUUUCAUCGGGCUGCUAAGGCUAGGGAAGUUCGAAAUGCUAUACGGGAGAUUCAUAAAGAAGAUGGCACAAUAGUAGAAACUCAAGAGGAGAUCAAGGAGGAGGCCGUGAGGCAUUUUUCAACUUUCUUAUCCCAUAAACCUGAGGAUUUUGUGGGCAUAGCAGAGGAUGAACUCAAACAGCUGUUGGAUUUUGAAUGUGACGAAACUGAUAUGAGGCUGCUGGAUAAUGAGGUAUCUGAGGAGGAGAUAAAGAAGGUUCUCUUUUCAAUGGCUGCUGAUAAAUCCCCAGGACCUGACGGGUUCACCUGUGUAAACUCAACCAUACUAGCUCUUAUACCAAAGAAAAACGAUGCAACAAAAAUGGGAGAUUACAGGCCCAUAUCUUGUUGCAACGUUUUAUAUAAGGUGCUCUCAAAGAUAUUGGCAAACAGGUUGAAAAGGAUUCUCCCAAAAUUCAUUUCUACAAACCAGUCAGCUUUUGUGAAGGAUCGGUUAAUUAUGGAAAAUGUUUUACUUGCCUCUGAGUUGGUUAAGUGCUACCACAAGACCACAAUAUCAUCUAGAUGUGCAGUAAAGAUUGAUAUCUCCAAGGCCUUUGAUUCAGUUCAGUGGUCCUUUGUGUUGUCGAUACUCUCUGCAAUCAAACUUCCGGAAAAGUUUAUUCUUUGGGUGAAGAAGUGCAUCGAACUAGCUUCCUUCUCGGUUCAGAUCAAUGGAGAGCUUGCUGGAUACUUUAACAGCGCUAGAGGACUACGACAGGGUUGUUCCUUAUCUCCAUACCUAUUUGUAAUGUGCAUGGAAGUCCUUUCAAAACUGUUAGAUAGAGCGGCAGUGGAAAAAAAGAUUGGUUUUCAUCCAUACUGCCAAGAAGUUAAGUUGACUCACCUCUGUUUCGCCGACGAUCUCUUGGUCUUCUCAGAUGGGAAAAAGAGUUCAGUGGAAGGUAUUCUUCAAGUAUUUAAAGAGUUUGCAAGUAUCUCGGGCCUUCGUAUAAGCUUGGAGAAGUCUACUCUGUUUCUGGCAGGACUAUGUGAAGACAGAGAGGCAAUACUAGCUCAGUUCCCUUUUGAAGUGGGAACUCUACCGGUUAGAUAUCUUGGGGUCCCAUUACUAACCAAACGCAUGACGUCGAGCGAUUACUCCCCUCUGGUGAAUAGAAUCAAGAAGCGCAUCACUUCUUGGACGGCAAGGCAGCUCUCAUUCGCAGGACGACUGCAACUCAUUGGCUCGGUGAUUCACAGUAUUACUAAUUUUUGGAUGGCGGUUUAUAGGCUUCCGAAGCAAUGCAUAAAAGAGAUUGAUCAACUUUGCUCAGCUUUCUUAUGGUCAGGUCCAGCCAUGAGUACAUCGAAAGCCAAGAUCUCUUGGGAAAACGUAUGCAGGCCGAAGGAUGAGGGUGGCCUAGGUCUACGUUCUUUGUCUGAAACAAACAGAGUAUGUUGCCUCAAGCUUAUCUGGCGUAUAACGUCACAGUCAACAUUGUGGGUUCAAUGGGUAAAACGAUAUUUGAUACGCAAAGGAUCUUUCUGGAGCGUGAGUGAUACAUCUACACUUGGUUCUUGGAUCUGGAAAAAGCUGCUGAAGUAUAGAGCUCUUGCUAGAUCUUUUGUAAAAGUUGAUGUGAGGAAUGGGGCAGCCACUUCUUUUUGGUUCGAUGAGUGGUCUCCCUUGGGGAGAAUUCUGGAUAUCACGCAUAUGCAGGGAUGCAUCACGCUUGGGAUCAACAUUAACGCCACGGUAGAGUUUGUCGUUCAACAAUACCGGAGUCGUCGCUAUAGAGCAGAACACCUGAUCACUAUUGACAGGGAAAUCCUAAAGUUGAGAACGCAGGGGCUCACUGAUGAGGAAGAUGUGGUCUUGUGGAAAGGGAAAGGAGAUGUAUUUCGAGCUGCUUGCCCUUUCACAGAGACAAUUUGGAGGAAUCUCUCAAGGAAACUGCUUGGACGACAAUACUCUCCAAAUUGGAGUCAAGUUCUCGCCCUUGUGUCAGCGAAUCAGGUAUCAGGGGUGACGAAGUAUCUUCUCAGAUAUGUGUUCCAAGUCUCUGUACACACGAUUUGGCUGGAGAGAAAUGGCAGAAGACAUGGCAACAUGCAGCGUCCUUCAUGCAUACUUAUCAAGUUCAUCGACAAACAAGUGAGAAAUAGAAUCAGUUCCCUCCAAGGACGAGCAGGAAAGUCAUUUACCCAAGCUAUGGUGACUUGGUUCUCUUCUAGAGAGUAG